Messenger RNA from Salarias fasciatus (jewelled blenny), 6469 nucleotides. Its product is annotated as pleckstrin homology domain-containing family A member 5-like. NCBI's taxonomy places the organism in Eukaryota, Metazoa, Chordata, Actinopteri, Blenniiformes, Blenniidae. Gene Ontology annotation, cellular component: cytosol. Gene Ontology annotation, molecular function: phosphatidylinositol-5-phosphate binding; phosphatidylinositol-4-phosphate binding; protein binding. The record is from RefSeq and is a predicted model, not a curated record. Bases 19 to 3948 code for a protein of 1309 amino acids. The transcript is spliced from 28 exons.
GUCACAGCACUGCCAGACAUGGCGGCGGAUCUACAGCUCGAGUGGAUCUCUUGUCUCCCGUCUUCCUGGAGUUACGGGGUUACCCGGGAUGGACGCGUCUUCUUUGUCAACGAAGAAGCCAAGAGUACAACCUGGCUGCAUCCAGUGAGCAGCGAGGCAGUUAUAACCGGGCACCGGAAAACUCCAGAUCUGCCCACAGGAUGGGAGGAGGGAUAUACUUUUGAAGGCGCUCGAUGCUUUAUCAAUCAUAAUGAGCGGAAGGUGACCUGCAAGCAUCCCGUCUCAGGCUCACCCUCUCAAGACAACUGCAUCUUUGUCAUCAACGAACAUGUGAAUUGUGGGAAAUUGUGUCACCCAGCAUUUAGCAGAUCUGCCUCCAAAGUGCCGGCGAAUGAGAAGAAGGAGCGGCCACUGAGCACCAUGAACGAGGCCUCCAACUACGCAGGCAGCGCGGACUACGCUGCCAACCCCAGUAGUCCAGCAGGAAGACCCUCAAGACCGUCUAAAAAAGUUCACAACUUUGGGAAACGGUCAAACUCCAUCAGGAGGAAUCCCAGCGCUCCGGUAAUCAAGAGAAAUUGGCUUUAUAAACAGGACAGCACCGGGAUGAAACUGUGGAAGAAGCGGUGGUUUGUGCUGUCCGACCUGUGCCUCUUCUACUACAGAGAUGAAAAAGAGGAGGGAAUCCUUGGCAGCAUCCUCCUGCCGAGCUUUCACGUAUCCAUGUUGUCUGUGGAUGACCAUGUUAAUAGAAAAUAUGCCUUUAAGGCCACACACCCCAACAUGCGGACGUACUAUUUUUGCACUGACACAGCCAAAGAGAUGGAGUCCUGGAUGAAAGUAAUGACGGAUGCUGCACUUGUGCAUUCAGAGCCAGUGAAAAGGUUGGACAAGUUAAAAGUAGAGCAGUGUGGACCACAAGAGAUCAACCACGUGGCCAAUCACAGGCUGCCGCUGACGCAGCCUGAAAUCCAGAACAACGAGCGGAACCGCGAGGUCGACCGUGAGCGCACUGCAGCAAUCACUUCCACCCCGGACGAAGAGGAGAGGAAGCAGCGGGACGCUGAGCGCUACGGCUUCCAGAAGGACGGGGCAGAGCGCGAACGCCCACUCACCAAAAUCAACAGCCUGAAGCUGCAGCCGGCCCAGGCCGCGGCCGUCAAGGCCAACGUGGCCCCGUCGCAGCCUCUGACGGAAACCGACGGCCCCCAGCUGAACGGAUCGGGAGAGCAGUGUCCAGCUGACGGCACGGGAGGUCCCGCACAGCAAAGCCCCGCCCACGAGCAGGAGCGCUGUCUGAGCAGGACCAGCUCCAUGCAGCAGCUGGAGCAGUGGGUUCGCACACAGAGAGGGCGCAGCCAGGACGACGACACCCGGAGCAUCACAUCAUACCAGACGCUUCCCAGAAACAUGCCGAGCCACCGGGUUCCCUACAUGCCUCACUACGGGGACGGCUACCGCAGCAUGCCCAGGAACAGCAUGGCACAGAGGGACAGCAUCUGCAGCAUGUCGCCGUCGCUGUACGACCAGGCGCUGGGUCCCUCCAUGGCGGAGAAGCGCCGCUCCAUGCGGGACGACACCAUGUGGCAGCUGUACGAGUGGCAGCAGAGACAGGCCUACAGCAGGCACUCGGGCCUCUACAGCAAUAUGGCCAGCCCCAAAACCAUGAUCAAUCUGUCGGAGCACGCCGCGCCGAGCCACUCCAUCCCCCCGUCGCCAUCCCACGGCUCCCUCUCCAUGUACGGCGGCUACUCGCCAAUGCGGUCCUACAACAUGGGCAGCGCUCACUCGGAGGUUUCCUCUCCAGUUUACAGGAGAGACCUGAGCAUUGACAGACGGCACCGGCCACAAGUCAACAAGUAUGCCUACCCCCCUGACAGGAGGUCCAUGCCUGCAGGGAUCCCCAUCCAGACCAUCACUGCCCAGUCCCUUCAAGGCAAAACACCUGAGGAACUGACUCUGCUGCUGAUAAAGCUGCGGCGGCAGCAGGCAGAGCUAAACAGUAUCCGGGAGCACACUGUAGCACAGCUUAUGCAACUAAACAUGGAUGCCGACAACCCAAAGAACGACAUUCUCUCUCAUCACCUCCAAAGGAACCUCUUGUAUUUGGACAAUCAGAUGAAGGAAAAUGAUCCUUUAAUCGUCAUGACUCACACUUUGAUUGAGAACUCUGCCCCAAGGCCUCAACUUUACCAGCAAUUGAGUCCAGAAGACUACCGGGAACCAGCCUACACAUGCAUGCCAGAAGAAGUGGACAUUGAUACUAAACUGAGCAGGCUGUGCGAGCAGGAUAAGGUGGUGAGGACGCAGGAUGACAAACUUCAGCAGCUGUACAGAGAGAAGCACACUCUGGAGACGGCGCUGCUGUCAGCCAGCCAGGAGAUCGAGAUGGGCUCCGAUAACCCGGCGGCCUUGCAGAGCGUCAUCCAGCAGAGAGACCUGCUGCAGAGCGGCCUCCUCAGCACCUGCAGAGAGCUGUCCAGAGUCUCCGCUGAGCUGGAGCGGUCGUGGAGAGAGUACGACAGGCUGGAGGGAGAUGUAGCUCUGGCUAAGAGCAACCUGCUGGAGCAGCUGGAGGCUCUUGGGAGCCCUCAGACGGAGCCUCCCAGCCCGCAACACGUCCACAUCCAGAAGGAGCUGUGGAGGAUCCAAGACGUGAUGGAGGCCCUGAAUAAACACAAAGCACAGAGAAAUGCUGCGGAUGGGAUGGGCUUCUAUGGGCCCAAGGCCAACUUCAGUAAGCACAAGAAUGAGGAGGAGGACGCCGUGCCCCCACGGCCGCCCCUACCCCAGUCCUAUGAGCCCAACACCCCCUCUGUGCCCCCCAUGCCCCCUCACGCUGGUGCGCGACCUUCAUCACUCCACAGGCCAGAGGACAGGAAGGCCAAUCACAGGAAUAGCACGCACAGCCAGGGCCCCGACUACAGGCUUUAUAAGAGUGAACCAGAGCUCACCACAGUGGCAGAAGUCGAUGAAAGCAACGGAGAGGACCGAUCUGAGCACCCAGCCGACAGAGAGCACGCUGGAAACAAAGGGAUGUCCUACCCAGUUGGUAUUGUCCCACCCAGAACCAAAUCCCCAGUCCCUGAAUCCUCCUCCAUAGCGUCAUACGUCACACUGAGGAAGGGCAAGAAGCUCGACCCCCGGACGGAGCGACCGCGCAGUGCGGUGGAGCAGCAGCUGUGUGCGUCAGAGAGCGGCCGGCCCAGGAUGAGCGUGGAGGAGCAGCUGGAGAGGAUCCGGCGCCACCAGCAGGGCGCGCUCAGGGAGAAGAAGAAAGGCCUCAACAUCCGGGGUGGCAGCCUGGAGAGCACACCCUCUCGCAGUCACUCGUUUACGAAAGAAAACCAUCUGCGCAACAUCCAGUCUCAAAUGAGGCGCAGAGACGAUGUGAUGAGCAGCGACAUUCAGGAGCUGGAGGCCUCUCUUCGGCAGCAGGAGGUGGUGAGGGAGCACGAGACCCCGGCGGAGGAGAUCGCCCGGCUCAAGGAGACCUCGCAGGCCGACCACUUCAACGUGGACCGAGAGCUCUCUGUGCCUGACAAAGUGCUGAUUCCAGAGCGUUACAUAGAAUCAGACCCCGAGGAGGCUCUGAGUCCCGAGCAGGAGGCUGAUAAGCAGAGGAAAGUGGACCGCAUCAAGGCCCUCAUUGCCAAAAACAGCAUGCAGAACGUGCUUCCCAGUAUGGCUCUAAGCCCAGAGGAGGAGACCGAAGAGGAGGUUACUGUACAAGAGAAAGAGAAGAUGAUUAAUAUCUCCUACGAGCUGGCGGCGGAGGCCUCCAAACGCAGCAAGCUGGUCGCAGGUACGCCUCUAAAAACGGGAACGGAAAUGCUGCCAUCAUCAAACCUUGAAGUUACUACAAGAUUUAUGGCACCGCUUCCAACUGAACACGUAAAAAUAAAACCUACCGGAUCCGUCAGCUCCGUGAAGUCUCCCCGGAAGUGACCUGCUCAUUAAUUAUAAUCCUGAUAACAAACUAACACCUUUAUUGGUCCAGCACAUGUACAAACGGAUUUCACAUAAAAGAAAAGCUGCAAAAUUCAAAUUCUUAAUGAGUAAAGCAUCAGACAGAUAAACCUAACCCUCACAGGUAAAAUGAAGAAUUCAGAGUACUAUUUGACAUCGACGCUGAUUAUUGGACGGCAGAAGGCUAAUUUACCUCUAUUUUACAGCGUAGUCACAAAACUAAGCCGGCGUAAUGAGAGUCUAGCCCCCUUUUCGUAAAUCCAUAGUUAAUGAAGACACCGAGAGGUCAAGAAGUGGUUUUAGUCCUGCCAUUAAUCUCAUUAUCGUGACUAAACGCCACAUUCUGUGAGUGGGAGCCGGGGACGUUCCUCCUCUGACCCGGGUUCAAUUCUGACACCUCGUUUCUGUGUGUGAGGUAAAGGGGUUAAUUGGCAGGUCCCGGGCUUGUGAGAAGGUUUAUUCAUAUCCUCUGAUAUCUCAGAGAGGAAUUUAAGGAGAGUGUUGCCGGUGAAGGGAGGAGAGAGCGAUUAGUUCGGACCAAGAAAUGCAUGUGAUAAAACCAGAUACUGAAGUGUGCAUGCUGGGUAAUUUUCUUGUCAUUUUUUUGUCUCACUGCUUUCUUACAAUGAUGUAUUGUUUAAAAAAAUAAAAAAAAAAAUAGGAGGAGGAGCAGUUUUAAUUUGCAUUUCAAGAAUAAGGCUGAAACAACUUGAAGUUGAAAUUCCAGCAUCAUUCUGCAAACUUCAAUUAACUCUUUUUGUUUCAUAUAUUUUGAUUCAACUCUAUAAAAAAAAUAGACUGGACGCCAUAAAAAACACAGCCCACCUUUAUUAUUUAGACAUAAAUCCUCCUAUUUUUUUCCAAAUGAGGCCCUAAUAUGCUGUUGUAGUCUCCUCACCAUUUCACUGACUUCAGUAUUUAUUUCUGUUGACUUGUCGGCGUGCGUGUGCUCGUGUUGCUCACCAUGUUGCUGUUUCGUUGCAGUGAAAAGCCUGUCAUCCUCUUCCCCACCCCUUCCACAGUCUCCCACCACACCCCCUCAGCUCACUGAUGGCUCUCACUUCAUGUGUGUGUAGUAACACCAGUAAGGGCUUUCAUCAACCUGUUUCUCUUCAUUACUAAAGUGUUGUCACCGUUGAAUUUUUGUGUCUCUGUGAGUAAAACCAAGCAUGGCAGAACGAAGGGUAGAUUUCAUUUUGUUCAUGAUGAGUUUGCAUGUUUUCUUGUCUGCUGAUUUCACAUUUUGUCUCUCAUGUUUUGACGUUUCUCAUAAUCUCUAUCGAGAUGAUUCAGUCUGAUGUGUAAAAGCACUUUUCAGUUUUUCUGUGAUACGACUUCAGUACCUCCCGCCCUGGCGCUGACCUCUUGUCUUGUCCUCCUGCAGCUCAGGCUUUGGCCUCAGUGAAAACCUACACAUGAAGGAACCCGUGUGGGAGUUUGGGAGCAGCUCCUGAGGACAACACCCCCCCCCCCCAAAUCAAAGAUCAGCACAAGGCCACGGCCUACAGAGAGUGAAACUGCCCCCCCACCCCAUCUCCACACACUCAGGGGUCUUGACCUCUGACCUCUGUAUGCUCACUGUGACAUCUCCACCUCCUUUGCCACUAGCAGCCACAGUUCUGGGACAUCUCUCUGUUAUCGUUCACUCGGGAGACAGCACUCGUUUAUAUUUUCAGUUUGUAAAAGGAUUUUAUAUUCAUUUUUAGUGUUUUAUCAGAUUUUAAUGUCUGUCUGUACAUAGAGGACACUAACGGAGCCUGAGCUCUCAUGUGAUCAAUAUAUUUUGGGCCAUGUUUUCCAUUUGUGUUUAAUCGCUCUUCAUAAAACAUGUUUCCAGAGACUUUUACUCCAGUUCACAAAGUUUCGUUUCUCAGACGUUGGCCGAUCCCCAUUUCAUCAUAUUUAUUCAUUUAUCGUAAAAAUUCACACCCAGACAGAAGACGAGUAGAUAAGAGACAAAUAAGCCUCCGCUAUAUGAAAGGAGAAGCCUCUUUAUUGCUGCAGACUCAAGUUAUUUGUCAUUUCUCACAUUUCUGGGACACGGUUAUCUAAAAAUAGGAUCUGCAGUCCAUGGCGCUUUAUUGCCAACACAUAUGUGAAUGUUCAGACUUGAGUCACUCUAUACUGUCUUUUUUUAACGCUGAGAGAUAUAUUUAAACUGAGAGAAGGAUAAAAAAACAAAGUUUGAUUAUAUUUUAUGAUAUGCUGGUUUGAAGCCCUUGGAUCUAAAAUAAGAAAAAGCAUUAGCAUGUGUAAAGAGCAAUAAAAAAAAAAUUGAAAAAAGCCUUUGUGAACCCCGACAUAAAUAAUUUUGUGUGUGUACAAAGUGUAAUUAUAAGAGGUUUACUGUGUAUAUAAUGUACAUGGUAAAGCUGGAUGGGAGGAUGUGUCCCAUAUAUGGUUACAUAAUAGGUUUGAAUUGCAACUGUUCAUAUCCCAUCUGUUUUAUAUCAUGUUAAAUAAAUGUUGCUGUUCUUAAAAUGUGGUUGUGUUCAUGUAU